AUGUCAUUGACAUCAUCUAUUAAUCAAGCUCAACGAGAAGCUUAUAGACAUAAACUUAUGUUUGAAUUAAUGUUUUAUGAUAAAGAAGAAAUUGAUUUAAAACGAUAUAUUCGAGCUUUUGAUAUGAGAUUAUCACGUAAUACAGCAUUUUCAAAAAUUCCAUGUGGCCCAGUUAUUAUUAUUGAUAAAUCAAAAAUUUCAUCAUGGUCAACAAGCAAUUCAAAAUAUAAAACUGAAUUAUGUAAAUAUUAUAUUGAAACAGGUACAUGUAAAUUCGAUGGUGAUUGUACAUUUGCUCAUGGUUCUGAUGAUUUACGAAAUACAAAUCAUAAAUCAGUUUUAUGUCGACUUUUUCAUAUGACUAAUAAUUGUCCUUAUGGUGAAAAUUGUGCAUUUAUUCAUGAUGAAUAUAAACGUUCAUCGAUUAUUAUUAAACCAGGUUAUAUUUAUGCACCACGAUAUAUACAAGCGAAUGGUGAUCAAAUAACAAUUGAUGAACAAGAAUAUCAACAACAACGUUCAAGACGUUCAAGCGACGGCAACAGUCACUAUUCUUCCAAAUGA
Rotaria sordida is the source of this 564-nucleotide messenger RNA. The record is from the annotation of a GenBank genome assembly. NCBI's taxonomy places the organism in Eukaryota, Metazoa, Rotifera, Eurotatoria, Philodinida, Philodinidae.